CUGAUCACAUUAUGAAUAAACUUUUUCUUCUCAUCUAUAUGAAUAUAAAAGACGACAAAUCAUGAUAUCGUCAAUCCUUUCACUUUUGUGUCCUCUUCAUUUCGUGCAAAUGAGCGGAGUCCCAUUACAUCACGUUAUCUAUCUCCAUGCUGAUCUGAAUAAUUUCAAAUAUGCGCGGGCGUUUCUUCCUUGAAUAUUAAUAUAAAUUAUAAGAUCUUUUGAAAAAUAUCAAACUCUCUGUAAACAUUAAAAUAAAUACCUUCGUAUUGAUUAUUUUCUAAGUUUCCAAGUUUUAUUAUUCAUGAUAGUAUAUUGAAAAAGAUCCGUUGGCUUAUACCUUAAUAUUUUUCUUCUUAUAUUUUUUCGAUUAAAAAUUUUUCAAAAUCCUGUUAUUAUAUUUUUCAAAAAAUAAUAAAUACGAAAUAAUUCGAUCCUCUGACUAUUUUAAAAGUUUUUAUGAUUGAUACAGUUUUUUCUAUUACAUUAAUGACGCCUCUACGAGAGAGACUAUGUUUGUUGUACGUUUAGUACGCGUUAUAAGCACAGCUGCGUCUUAACCUCAAAACAUAGUGUUUUAUUAAAAAUAUUUCCCAAUUAAAAUCAUUGUACUAAGGACUACAUAAACAUUAAAAAGAUAUGCGCAUAAAUUUGAAAUUUUUAUCGAUAAAUAAAUGGUCUACUUCUUUAAAUCAUAUAUAAAAUUUAUCUUAAACGAUAAUUGAUAAGUAAUACUGACGUUAAUAAAAAAUUUUUGUCAAAAGUGGAAGUUUAUAUAAAAAAUUUCUUCUGAUAUUAAGUAUAAAAAUAACUGAACAAACUAAAAUGUCAGAUGAUGAAGAUUAUAUGUCCGAUAAGUUUUUGCAAUUGUCCGAAAAAUGUGCUACGCCAAGUCUAGUUUAUAGACAUACAGAUAAAAGACAAUUCGAAUUAGAAAAAAGAAAAGCUGAGCAUGAAGCAAAAAUGAAAGAAAAAAAUAAAUCAAUACAUUUAAUAGAGCGUGAAAAACGAGAAGAGGGCAUGUCUAAUGCCAUAGCAAGUAGUAAUAAAGGUUUUGCUUUGCUUAUGAAAAUGGGAUAUAAACCAGGACAAGGUAUAGGAAAAACAGAAUCAGGUAUGAUUGAGCCAAUUGGAAUAGAAUUGAAAGCUGAUCGACAUGGAUUAGGCAAAACAUCGGCAAAAAAAGAAACCAAAUCAAAAAUAGUAGAUACACGAUUAGAUAAUUCACAUAUGCAAGAUUUCCGAGAAAGAUUGGCAGAAACCAAAUUAGAGCAAAUGUUAAAAGUAGAUUUAUAUAAAAGCCAAAAAGUUUGUCAACAACUAGAUGCUAAAGCAAAUAAAGAAGAACCUUUAGAAUCUUGGUUCUGGGUAAAUGAUUUGGAGAAAAAAGAAGAUGAAAAUGAAGAAGAAGAGAAAGAAGAAGAAGAAGAAGAAGAAGAAGAAGAAGAAGAUAUUACUGUUAAUGAAAAAUUAGAUAUUCUGACAAAAUAUUUACGUGAAAAGUACUUUUAUUGUAUUUGGUGUGGUGUAUUAUUUGAAGAUGAAAAUGAUUUAAGGGAUAAUUGUCCAGGAUGUACAAGAAAUGUUCAUUAGAAAAUACACUAAAAAUAAAUAAUCAAUUCAAUAAUUCAA
Messenger RNA from Vespa crabro (European hornet), 1629 nucleotides. Its product is annotated as G patch domain-containing protein 11. The record is from RefSeq and is a predicted model, not a curated record. Lineage: Eukaryota; Metazoa; Arthropoda; Insecta; Hymenoptera; Vespidae. Bases 823 to 1590 code for a protein of 255 amino acids. Gene Ontology annotation, cellular component: kinetochore. The transcript has 2 exons. Gene Ontology annotation, molecular function: nucleic acid binding.